Malania oleifera is the source of this 1172-nucleotide messenger RNA. RefSeq lists its product as uncharacterized. Bases 458 to 844 code for a protein of 128 amino acids. Lineage: Eukaryota; Viridiplantae; Streptophyta; Magnoliopsida; Santalales; Ximeniaceae. The record is from RefSeq and is a predicted model, not a curated record. The transcript has 2 exons.
GAGAGAGAGAGAGAGAGAGAGAGAGAGAGUAAGUACCCCUACGGUACAAAGUGCCAUUCACAACCAAGUAUAGGUGAUGGGGGGAUCAAGCCUAUCUUGGAUGAGAUAUGAGAGAGUGUGAGUUGCUGCUGGCUGGCUGGCUGCUCCUCUGGGAUCUCCCCUCACCAACUGGAUAAUAUCAUAAUUCAAACACACACUUGUUCAUGAUUCUUGUGGGGUACUGGGCUUAAUUGGACAGAUUGGCCAACUGCCCCCAUGACCCCACCACCCCACAUGCCCACUGCCCCAUUUACUCUCUCUACUCACCCUUCCCCUGCUUCUAUUUAAAUCCCCUCUUAUUUGCCAUCUGAUCACCUAAAUUAAGCAAAACCACUACCCCCCAAAAAAAGAGAGAGAUUUGGAGGGUGACCUGAAAGUGAAGCUCCCUCUGUAUCUGUAACUUCUCAUAUGCGCAAAUAUGGAAGUUGAAGAUGAUGUGUUCUUUGCAGACCUGAGCAAGCGAAUUUCCCUUCUAAUCAUGGAUGAUGAUGAGGACCCUGCUCUGCCUUCUCCUUCAGUCUCUCUCCAGGGUUUCUCUAGAGCAAUUUACCCCACCGAACAAUUGCAGUAUCCUCCAAUCCUGUUUGAGCAGAGUUGCAGAGGAGAACGAGAAAGCAAAGGAACAGGGGUUUUCAUCCCUCAGUCAUCUCGCCCGAGAAGGAAGAGCAGCAAAGAAAGAAAAAGCUUCAACCCAAAGUCUAAGCAUCAGCCAGCUGAUUACUCGAGAGGGUCUUCAAAUCAUCGUGCAUCCUACGCCUACAACAAUUACAGCCCGUCCUGUAAUUGUUGUAACCCCAAAAAUUAGUAUGUUAUGAAUAGAUGCUUAUUAAAUUAAGGGUAUUAUUCAAUAAUUGCCGCCGAUUUACAUGCAAUGAGAGGCAAGAUUUUAAGAUCUGCAUGGGAAUCCUGUACACUGACAAGAAGCUAGUAAGCUAUUUACUGUGUUAAUUAGUACUUGAUGGCAUGGGUUUACGGGAGGUUUAACCGAAGGUUUUGCAGCCCUCCCCUUAUCGAAAUGUGUGGUUGUUGUUGAGUUUGAAUUUGAUACACACAUAUUGCUAUAGGAUAUUAGAAUAUGUUUGAAUGUAUUAUGUAUUGCUCAUUUAAUGCUAUUUUUUAAUUAUAUUUAAUCA